AUGAUCCUUGAAGAAAGAGACAUGAGCUCCCAGCCCCCAGCCGCCUUGACAACCAACAUCCUGGUGGUCCCCAGGCGUGGCCAGAUGCCCAUGCCCGGCGCAGACAGACCCCACCAGCCCCAAAUGCUUCACAAAGAGGGUAAUCAGGAAGCAGCCGCCGCCCCGGACACCAUGGCUCAGCCUUACGCUUCGGCCCAGUUCGCCCCCCCUCAGAACGGCAUCCCCGCGGAAUACACGGCCCCUCACCCCCACCCCGCGCCAGAGUACACGGGCCAGACCCCCGUCCCUGAGCACACGCUAACCCUGUACCCUCCCGCCCAGUCGCUGUCGGAGCAGAGCGCUGCGGACACCAGCGCGCAGACGGUCUCCGGCACCGCCACACAGACAGAUGACGCAGCACCGACGGAUGGCCAGCCCCAGACACAACCUUCUGAAAAUACGGAAAAUAAGUCCCAGCCCAAACGGCUGCAUGUCUCCAAUAUCCCAUUCAGGUUCCGGGAUCCGGACCUUCGACAAAUGUUUGGCCAAUUUGGUAAAAUCUUAGAUGUUGAAAUUAUUUUUAAUGAGCGAGGCUCAAAGGGAUUUGGUUUCGUAACUUUCGAAAAUAGUGCCGAUGCGGACAGGGCGAGGGAGAAAUUACACGGCACCGUGGUAGAGGGCCGUAAAAUCGAGGUAAAUAACGCCACAGCACGCGUAAUGACAAAUAAAAAGACCGUCAACCCUUACACAAACGUGCCCGGCUUCCCGUAUCCAGCAGCCACCGCCGCGGCCGCCUACCGAGGGGCGCACCUGCGCGGCCGUGGCCGUGCCGUGUACAACACCUUCCGGGCCGCAGCGCCCCCACCCCCGAUCCCAGCCUACGGCGGGUAA
Molecule: messenger RNA, 870 nt
Organism: Talpa occidentalis (Iberian mole)
Lineage: Eukaryota; Metazoa; Chordata; Mammalia; Eulipotyphla; Talpidae
Product: RNA binding protein fox-1 homolog 1
Exons: 7
Coding region: 1-870 (289 amino acids)
Biological process (GO): nervous system development; regulation of alternative mRNA splicing, via spliceosome
Cellular component (GO): nucleus; cytoplasm
Molecular function (GO): mRNA binding
Source: RefSeq, a predicted model, not a curated record